AUGACUGAAAAAGCUAUAAUUGUUGUGACUUCAGCGACUGAAGAUAAGGCCACCGCUAAAGCAGCUUCACCAAAAAAAGCCGAAGCACCGAAAGCAAAAAAUUCGAACGCUAAAGCUAAGUCUCAUCCAAGCACUGCUUCUAUGGUUAAAGCAGCCAUUAAAACUUUGGCUGAACGCAAUGGAUCAUCCCUACAAGCUAUUAAGAAGUAUAUCGCCACUAUAUACAAAGUAGAUGCUGAGAAACACGCUCCAUUCAUCAAAAAGUUCUUGAAGUCUGCUGUUACUGACGGUACUUUAGUUCAAGUGAAAGGUAAAGGCGCUAACGGAUCAUUCAAGCUUCAUGUAACAAAAGCAACUACUACGAAAUCUAAGCCUAAAACUACGACGGCCAAGAAAACCGCAUCGAAUAAGAAAACUCCCACUACUAAGAAACCUGCAGCAAAAAAAACUGCAGGUCAAAAAACAGCUCCAAAGAAAGCAGCUCCUAAAAAGGAAACCAAGACAGCAGCUGAAAAAAAAGGAGUAAAAGCUGUUACAAAGGAAUCUAAAGUCAAAACAACAGCUCCUAAGGCUAAGAAAGCAACUAAAGCACCAACUGCUAAACCAAAAGCACCUAAACCCAAGAAAGUGUCUACACCUAAAGCAGCUAAAUCAACUAAAAAGAUAGCUGCUAAAAAAUAAAUUUAUACUAACGGAAUUUUUUCAUUAA
Molecule: messenger RNA, 709 nt
Organism: Chelonus insularis
Lineage: Eukaryota; Metazoa; Arthropoda; Insecta; Hymenoptera; Braconidae
Product: histone H1-like
Exons: 1
Coding region: 1-681 (226 amino acids)
Biological process (GO): nucleosome assembly; chromosome condensation; negative regulation of DNA recombination
Cellular component (GO): nucleus; nucleosome
Molecular function (GO): structural constituent of chromatin; double-stranded DNA binding; nucleosomal DNA binding
Source: RefSeq, a predicted model, not a curated record